This is a messenger RNA of Tarenaya hassleriana, 1661 nucleotides long. RefSeq names its product phytolongin Phyl1.1-like. Lineage: Eukaryota; Viridiplantae; Streptophyta; Magnoliopsida; Brassicales; Cleomaceae. The record is from RefSeq and is a predicted model, not a curated record. Bases 239 to 841 code for a protein of 200 amino acids. Gene Ontology annotation, cellular component: membrane. The transcript has 2 exons.
AUGACAAACGCAUAAAAGUUGAAGUGGUUGAGGCUGACGUGAUAGUUUGAAGUUCAGAGAAGGACGUUUAACCAAAUGAGGGAACCUAAGUGGUUGAUCUUCAGACAGACCCAUCUCUCUGUUUCACUGGGCUUUGUUUUGUUCUCGAUUUCGGUUUACUUGAUUCUGACUUUUCCUUCAGGAUCAAGUUUCUUUCGUUUUCUUCACACAUAGGGAUCCAAAGUUGAUUCCUUUGCUCAUGCCCAGAACCCUAAACAGGCGUGAGGGAGUUCAUCCCAGAUCUCGAGUACGUCGCCGAGGAUCUCCAAAAUCCAACCUCUGGUUCGUUGUCCGAGCUUGUUUUCCUGUCGUGGGUUCAAUCCAGAACAGAGUUCAUUACAGACAAUCGGAUCCUGUAUUCCCACAACGUCGGAGACACCAGCACCAAGAAUCUCGCCGCCUUGUGCUUGGAACUCCGACUUUCCACAAAUGGUACUUGGGAACCAUAUGUAAGAGGACUUUUGGGUUCUUGAUGGAAGAUGGGUCCGUGUGUUUCGCCAUUGUUGAUCAGGGGUUAGGGAGAUCUUGCGUUCUCAAGUUUCUCGAGCAUCUGAGCGAUGAAUUCAAGAAAUCUGCUACGAGAAAUACCCGAGAAAGUUUCUCUGGGCUGAUCGGUUCAGUCAUUGCUGAGUCUAGCAACGAUUUGAAGGCUAAUCUGGCAUGUUUUUCCUCUUCAUCAAUGGAUACUGAGUCCAAUGAACACACCAAACCGCUAAUUCCGCGAGAUUCCAGCUUCUGGGCAGGUAAGCAGGCAAGAGAAGAAGAAAGGGAAAGAUCAUAUGAUUUCAUCGAAGGGCACUGAGCUAUAGGAAACAUUACUGGGGGCUAUGGUACUCAUUCUGCAGCAGCAAUCGUUGCAGAAGGACUGUGUUCCGGAAAAGGGAAGAACUGGAUCUCACAGCAGCAUUGAAGGGAAGUGCAGAUUGUUGUAGCCAUUUGGUUUACGCUGCUCGGGGAUUGGCUCGCUAUUUGUCAGGGCAUUGAGGGCACGCGUUCUUGAUCGGUUUCACCCUCACGCCUCUUCUCCCGGUUUCUGGUUUUGCCGACAAAUUCUGCUGCCUCGAGGUUAUGUACCUUAGCUUGUGUAUGAUUCGGUGAUCUUGUCACUUUGGCUCGAUUUCGUUUUACUCCACAGAUGUUGCGUAAUGGAAAUUCAUAGCGAGCUGUCUUGUGUAAGUGCACAUGGUUCGUAAGUUUACACCAAGAAGUGCGAAGGCAAGAACAGUGAAUGGUUCCAUGAUUCACUCACACAAAGUCCUCAAGGCUAAAAAUGACACUAUUUAAAGGGCAUGUAACCAUUCAUUGUUAAUUUGAGGACUAAACAAAACACCCUUCCACUUUUAUAUAAGAGGAGGCAUCCUUAUGAUUCUUUUAGAUAAACAUGAGUGAUGGUUACCAGAUUCUUGAGAAUCUGCAAGUCUGAUGAUACUUCAGCUUCUUCUUCUGACGACACUUCACUUCCUCCCCCCCCUUUUGGAGCACGCCUGAGUGAUGGAUGAAACGAUGAGUCUUGGUACGGGCUUUUUUUUUUUUGUCUUUUUGGAAUGGUUAAUAAAAAAAAAACAGUGGGGUUGAUGCAAGUGAGAUAUUUUGUGACCAUCACCUGCUUCUUGUCUGUUUAU